AUGAAACUAACGGACAGCGUGCUGAGGAGCUUCCGCGUCGCCAGGGUGUUCAGCGAGAACUCGGACAAGAUUAACAGCUUCGAUUUCAGCCCCAACGGCGACGCGGUCAUCUCGAGCAGCGACGACGACUCCAUCGUGCUCUAUGACUGCCAGGAGGGCAAACCAAAGAGAACCCUGUACAGUAAAAAAUAUGGCGUGGACCUUAUCAGAUACACUCAUGCGGCAAACACCGCUGUUUACAGCUCUAACAAAAUAGACGAUACUAUUCGUUACCUGUCCUUGCAAGACAACAAAUACAUCAGAUACUUUCCUGGACAUAGCAAAAGGGUGAUAGCCUUGUCCAUGUCACCUGUGGAUGACACUUUCAUUUCUGGGUCUCUUGAUCAGACCAUUCGACUCUGGGAUCUCCGGUGUCCCAACUGCCAGGGUCUCACGCAUCUACAGGGCAAGCCAGUCUGUUCUUUUGACCCAGAAGGGUUAAUUAUCGCUGCGGGUGUCAACUCUGAAGUGGUCAAACUUUAUGACCUUCGUUCUCUUGGUAAGGGGCCAUUUGCGACCUUUAAGAUGCAGUAUGAUCAGACUUGUGAGUGCACAGGACUUAAGUUUAGCAAUGACGGAAAGUUCAUCCUCAUCUCCACCAAUGGCAGCUUCAUCCAUCUCAUUGAUGCAUUCAAGGGAGUGGUGAUGCACACAUUUGGGGGUUAUGCCAACAGCAAAGCUGUCACACUGGAGGCUUCAUUUACUCCAGACUCUCAGUUUAUUAUGAUUGGUUCAGAGGAUGGCAAGAUCCAUGUCUGGAAUGGAGAGAGCGGUAUAAAAGUAGCUGUGCUGGAUGGUAAACACACAGGCCCCAUUACCUGUUUGCAGUUCAACCCCAAGUUCAUGACCUUUGCCAGCGCAUGUUCCAGCAUGGCCUUCUGGUUGCCCACCAUUGAUGACUGACUUU
Molecule: messenger RNA, 946 nt
Organism: Cynocephalus volans (Philippine flying lemur)
Lineage: Eukaryota; Metazoa; Chordata; Mammalia; Dermoptera; Cynocephalidae
Product: WD repeat-containing protein 82-like
Exons: 1
Coding region: 1-942 (313 amino acids)
Cellular component (GO): Set1C/COMPASS complex
Molecular function (GO): protein binding; chromatin binding
Source: RefSeq, a predicted model, not a curated record